AUGGAGAAGAAACAUGUUCGUAGGGAGGAGAGAUGCAAAAACUCGGAAGCGAAGAGAAGGAAGAUUCAUAACCCAAAGCAACAACCUUUGACUCCAUUACCACCAAGAAUCGGGAAGAAGGCUUCGUCAAUGAACAAACCGGACCGAGUUUACGCGGUUUCACAUCAAACCGAGAUGUUUAGUUCAGAUUCAUCAGAGUAUAGAGCACUGAGGCGCAGCUAUUUGCUGCUAGAGGAAGACAGCUUCGCGUUGGAGAGAGAGUUAAAGGAAGUUGAAGAUGAGAAAGUUGAGAUCUUGGAUAAACUCGUUGUAAUGGAAGGUUUAAUCCUUGGUGAUUACAAAGUCUAGGUGGCUCAUUCAAAUAGUGUAACAAAUAAAUGUUCCCUUCUAUGUUCAUAGUAGUGGUUGUUGAAAUGUCAAGUUGUAAUUUUUUUUUAAAGUGCCAAGUGGUAUUCAAAAACUAAUGAAAAUUUCCAACUUUAACCAA
This is a messenger RNA of Brassica rapa (field mustard), 487 nucleotides long. RefSeq lists its product as uncharacterized. Lineage: Eukaryota; Viridiplantae; Streptophyta; Magnoliopsida; Brassicales; Brassicaceae. The record is from RefSeq and is a predicted model, not a curated record.